This is a messenger RNA of Cuscuta europaea, 9118 nucleotides long. The record is from the annotation of a GenBank genome assembly. Lineage: Eukaryota; Viridiplantae; Streptophyta; Magnoliopsida; Solanales; Convolvulaceae.
CGGCCAUACAUAAUGUGAAUAUUACAAAGUAAAGAGUAGGGGGGAUCAAAAUUGUAACAAAGAGUUUUAGCAUAUUACAAAAUACAGAUUAUUGAAUUACACAGUUCAUUAAUCAUUAACAUACAAAGUUCCAACUAGUCAAGUACACAAAAAUGCAAAAAUGCUUGAAGACUUUGAAGUUCCACAACUAUCUUCCACAGUUUGAAGUUUCCACCUGCAUAAGAAAGUUAAUGAACACAUGGAAAGCAAUAGACAUGUAGUAGAGUAGUACAAUAUGUCAAUAACAACUUAACAAGGAUAAGUUAAUGAAACAAAUCAGAGAAAUCAUUGAUUCACUGACUCAGAAUGCUUGUUAUCCUUCACAAGGAAUAUAGGGGCAACUGCUACAAUUUCAGUUAAAACUUAAUUACAUGUUAUGAACUGAAAGAGCUAUACCAACCUUAAACCAUACAUUCAGUAAUGUGUGGAAGCUUCAUCAUAGCCAAUGAAAAUUAAUAGAAAUGAUAGAGUAAAGGAUUAAUGGGAUUAUGAGAUACUUACACAAAACCUGCAAAUCAGAGCAAGGUACAAGGGUCCAAGGAUAGUUGGCACUUGGCAGCAUGUGCAUGCUUUCCAGAAUGACAGAAUCAUGCUCAUUCAAAUGUAACAAGCGCAUAAUAGUGUAAUACAUUAUACUCAUAUUGGCAGCAGGUCCAACACCAAAUCAUAUAGCAAUGUACUCAUGUUCAUACACAUUCAAAUGGAAAAACAAGCAUAUAAUGGCACAAAUCAGACAUUUCAUAGAGCUCGGAAUGCUUAUUAUCAUUCACAAGGGAAAUAAGGGGCAUCUGUUAUAGCCUACCAUUUCAGUUACAACUUACAAGUUACCAUUCAUGAACUAAAAGAGCAAUAUCAACCCUAAACCCUAUAUGCAGUACCAGUAAUGAGUGGAAGCUUCAUCAUAGCCAAUGCCAAAUCAUAGAGUCAUGUAUUCAUGUUCAUACACAUUCAAAUGAAAAAACAAGCACAUAAUGAAACAAACCAGGCAUUUCAUAGAGCUCAGAAUGUUUUUUAUCAUUCACAAGGGAAAUAGGGGGCAUCUGCUACAAUUUCAGUUGCAACUUACCAUUUUAUGAACUGAAAGAGCAAUACCAACCCUAAACCCUAUAUGCAGUAAUGAGUGGAAGCUUCAUCAUAGCUAAUGCCAAAUCAUAGAGUCAUGUAUUCAUGUUCAUACACAUUCAAAUGGAAAAACAAGCACAUAAUGAAACAAACCAGACAUUUCAUAGAGCUUAGAAUGCUUUUUAUCAUUCACAAGGGAAAUAGGGGGCAUCUGCUACAAUUUCAGUUACAACUUACCAUUUUAUGAACUGAAAGAGCAAUACCACCCCUAAACCCUAUAUGCAGUAAUGAGUGUAAGCUUCAUCAUAGCCAAUGCCAAAUCAUAGAGUCAUGUACUCAUGUUCAUACACAUUCAAAUGGAAAACCAAACACAUAAUGGCACAAAUGCACAAUAUAAAUAUAGAAAUUGUACACUUAAUGGCACAAUAGAGGAUCCAGUAGGAGCAACAUCUCCACCACCAACAUUUCCAUCCAUUAUUUCUAUAACAAACAAACAGAAUUGUUAGAAUUUUGAAAUUUAAACAAUAAGCUUCAGAAUAAGCAAAUAAUACAUGAAAAUACAUUGAACUUAUACCUUUUUCCAGCCUCUCUACUUCAUCAAUGUUUUCUUCAAUUGAGAUAGGCUGAUGAGCCAUUCUCAACCAAUCUUGUGCACAUAUAAGGGCUUCCACAAUUUUACAACUUAAUGAACUCCUAAAACAGUCCAAAACCCUACCACUUGUACUGAAAGUGGACUCAGAAGCAACUGUGGAAAUGGGAACACCAAGUACAUCCCUAGCCAUCUUAGAAAGUAUUGGAAACCUUUCACUAUUUAACUUCCACCAUCUUAGAAUAUCAAAGUCCCCAUCUUCCUCAAUUAUGGACUCAGCUAAAUAUAUAUCAAGUUCAGAUUUUUUAACUCCUACCUGACCACUCUCAAGCUUCUUCUUUUUAAGAUCAGCCUUAAACCUGGACACAGGCCUAUUUUCAGAAUUACCACACUGCAUAGAUGCUCCAGAAGUAAAAGUUGUAUUAGAACUUCCACCAACACAGUCAGGGUAUUUUGAAACAUAAUCAACAAAUAACUCAGUUAGACCUGACUUCAGUUUUAGAAAAAAAGUAGCACCUUUUUUAUCACCAUAUAAAGCAUUUAGCUGAAAUGGCAUAUACUCAAACUUGUCCCUAGGAUCUAAGACAUUAGCAUAGAAGAUUAGAUAGUUCAUCUUUUCAGGAUCACCCCAGUACUUGUCUAGUUUGGAUUUCAUAGUACUCCCCAUGGCACUGACAGAAGCAGUUGGAGAGGCAACCAUAUCUUUGAGGACAAGGAACAAGUAAGAAAUUUCAGAAAAAAAGGUAUUGGAAGUAACAUAUAGUGAGCCUGAAAUUCUUAGUGUCAUUUCAUAAAAAUAUUUUAAAAUGGUCACAAAAGAUUCAACAUCAAUCCAAUCUAAAACAUUAGGCAUGUCAGAACCCAAAUCAGUACUAUAUGCAGAUUCAUUCUCCUCAUAGGCUUCAAACACUUUCUCAUUACAAACUGCAGAUUUUAGCAUCAGGUAAGUGGAAUUCCACCUAGUUCGAACAUCCAGGUGCAGACCACUCUUGGCUUCCACUCCUAUCAAAUCAGAUAUAUCUUUGAACUUUUGAAGCCUAACAGGUGAGUUCCUAACAUACUUAACAGCUUCCCUAACUCUCAUGACUGAAGUGUCUGGAUCUUUAAGACCAUCUUGUACUGCUAAGUUCAAGAUGUGUACAAUGCAACACAUAUGAACAUACUUUACUUUUACAGAAGAAGCACCCCAGGCUACUAAUUUUUUCUUGAAAAACCCAACAGCUGUAUCAUUACUACUAGCAUUAUCAACAGUCACAGUAAAAAUACUUUUCAGACCCCAAUCAAGUAAGCAAUUCUCUAGGGCUUUAGCAAGGUACUCCCCUUUGUGAGAGGUGACAGGGACAAAGGAAAUUAUUUUUUUCUGGAGCUUCCACUGAUGAUCUAUGAAAUGAGCAGUAAUGCACAUGUAAUUUAUCCUCUGACAUCUGACAUCUGACACAGUAGUCAGUACUCAGUAGGCAACACAUGAAUAUAGAAUAUAUAACUUGAUUAGCUUCCACAUUUCAUUCAUAUUUCAAAUAAACAAAUUUGAAAUUCUGAAUGCAUCAUAAUAUACAUCAACAAUUAACAGGGACAACUGGAUAACCGAACAUUCGAACAGAUCUGUACAUGCAACUUUCACAAAUAUACGAACAUCACAAGACUAAUCACAACUCAGAACAUCCAUGCAUCAUCAAGGACUAAACUUACCAUAAUACGAAUAACGGAAUAAGUAUUUUAUACCUCAACGGCUCGAGACGAAGGAGAUGAAAGGCUUCCACUAGGUUAGAGAGUAGAGACGGUAAACCCUACAAGGAGAUGAAGGCUUCCACUCGGUUGAGGACUAUAGGCCUACAGCCUUACAACGACGGCAACGGUGGCCGACGAAGUGAGAAGUCAGACCAAAUUAGGGUUAGCCGCUUAGAGAGUUAGAGAGAGAGAGUCUGAGAGUGUAAGCUAGGGUUAAGUGGUUAACCGGCGAAGGGAAAUAGGGAUAAGGGAAAGGGAGUGGGCUAAUGGGCUUGGGGAGUUGGGUAAUGACCUUAUAGGCUUGGGUAGUUGGGGAGUUGGGUAAUGGGCUUAGGCUUGGUCGGGUUUUCGGGCGGUUCGGGUAGGGAUUGGGAGGACCCUAUCCGCUGGGUGUCGGUCCAAAAAAUAUAGGGUUGGCGGGUCGGAUCGCUGGGUUCGGGUCGGGUCAACCGACCCAAUAACAAAAAAUCGGGUCACCCGAUCGGGUUCUUCGGGUAGGGUCGGUUUUGCUCAGCCCUAGACGUACGGCUUCAUCAACGCCGUCGUCAUCAAAGGACGUGCGUCCAGCGUCAUCUUUCAUGUGACGAACGGCUUCACCAACGCCAACGCCGUCGUCAUAAGGGGACGGGCUGCCAACGCCGUCCUUCAUCUUCAGGCAUCCAACGCCAUCCUUCAAUAAAUGAUGGGCUUCAUCAACGCCGUCCUUCAUCUUCAGACCGACGUCAAAGCCCGGUCCUUCAUAUGACGUACGGCUUCAUCGACGCCAUCGUCAUCAAGGGACGUGCGUCCAGCGCCGCCCUUCAUCUUCAAGCCAGGGUCAGAGCCGGGUCCUUCAUAUGAUGGGCGGCUUCAUCAACGCCGUCGUCAUCAAAGGACAUGCGUCCAACGUCGUCUUUCAUAUGACGAACGGCUUCACCAGCACCAUCGUCAUCAGAGGACGAGCGCCCAGCGCCGUCUCUCAUCUUCCGACGAGCGCCCAUCGCUGUCCCUCACAUUCAGACGAGCGCCCAGCGCCGUCCCUCAUCAUCAGAACGGCUUCGCCAAUGUCAUGUUCAGUUUGGCGUCAAUGCCUUGCCCUUCACCACAUCACGACCGGCCCCUCGAACAAGGCGUGAUUAUCUAUCUCAAGACCGGCCUCCUCAGCGCCGAGGGUCUUGAGCUAGCAAGCGGACUCGCCAUUCCCUUCCUGGAUGGCGACUCUCACCUUCAUGCGAUGAGCGGCUUCAUCAACACCCUCGUCCUCAGUUCACGGCAGACCCCUCGGUCUCAACGUGAUCCUUCAUCUCAAGGCCGACCUCCUCAGCGCCGAGUGUCUUGAGCCAAUGAUCGGGCUCUCCAUCCCUUCCAGGAUGGGGACCGUCGUCUCUACCUGACGAACAGUUUCAUCAUCGCCUCAUCCUCAGAUCACGAACGGUCUCCCAGCCUCUGCGUGAUCCCACAUCUCAAAGACUGGUCUUAGCGAUUCCUUUACCGGAUGGCCACCGUUGCAUGGAUUUUGGACCGACCCCUCAGUGCCGUCUUCCUCAUAUCUCGAGACCGGCUCCCAACGCCGAGGUACUGACAUAGCGACUGGGCUCGCCAUUCCCUUCCUGGAUAGCGACUGUCGCCUUCAUAUGACGCAUGGCUCAUUACCACCUUCGUCCUCAUAUUCAGACAGGCAUCUAUCGCCUCGUCCACAUAUCCGGACCGGCUCAUCAGCGCUGUCGUCCUCACCACUAGGCGAGCGUCCCCUCAGCAGACGGACACCGCUGCAGCUCCACACCUAGGCCGAAGGGUUCACCCCUUGGAGUUCAUUUUGGGGGUUCCAGUGUGCUCUUUUUCCCUCAUUAGGAUUUUUUCCCAUUGUGGAUCAAAAGGUGUCAACCCUCGGCCCCCUAUUGAAGACGUGUAUUGCUCUACUCCUCUUCACCUCACUACAUGAGCCUCGAGGAGUGGGGGACUGGGGGACUACAUCGGCCUCCACAUACAUGAAAUCAUCCAGAAAGCAACAAAAAGCAAGGACUACCAAGUGGUACCUCCGUCGGCCAUGUCUCCAUCGGCCAGAAGAAGGUCUAGGGGACUACAUCGGCCUCCAGCGCAAAGAUAAACAAAUUCAAAAACCAACGAACACAAGCCCAUGACAAUGGUACCUCAACGUCCAACAACCAUGUGUUCACCCUUCGGCCAUGCUGAAGCGCAAAGCAGGACGCACAUCGUCCUCAAUGUCAAGGACACACAUCGUCCUAAAGAUCAAUGGCACGUAUCGUCCUCGAAGCCAAGGACACUCCUCGUCCUCAAGGCCAAUGGCACACAUCGUCUCCGGGACUAUGACAUUCAUCGUCCAUAUCACGAACAAAACGAACGCACCACGAACGUCCGCAAGCGUAAGAUCCAUCAACUAAAGUCAAAAGAACAAGGGCAGGACAUUCUUCGUCCACAGAGCCAAGGGCGCACAAUGUCCUCUAGUCCAGGACCCUCAUCGUCCUCAAAGUGAAGGACAUCCAUCGUCCUCGAAACGAAGGACGCUCAUCGUCCUCAAAGUGAAGGACAUCCAUCGUCCUCAAGAUGAAGGACACUCAUCGUCCUCAAAACGAAGGACAUUCAUCGUCCUCAAAAUGAAGGACAUUCGUCGUCCUCAAAAUGAAGGACAACCAUCAUCCUCAAGAUGAAGGACCCUCAUCGUCCUCAAAACGAAGGACAUUCAUCGUCCUCAAAAUGAAGGACAUUCAUCGUCCUCGAAAUGAAGGACAUUCAUCGUCCUCGAAAUGAAGGGCAUUCGUCGUCCUCGAAAUGAAGAACAUUCACCGUCCUCAAAAUGAAGGACAAGGCAGCCAACAAUUAUGGCACCGCCUCGGCCAGGAACACUACAAUUCCCAGGUAAUCCUCUGUCGGCCAAAGCGUCAGAACAACAAGGAUCUACUCCCUUUCACUUCGUCUACACCUCAGCUCAGAGAGUGGGGGACUCCUGAUGGAGUAUAUGGGUCCAGACCCCAUGACCCACAUACUGAGAAGACUAAGAGGAAGCGCAGCUGUCACCCACUGGGUCCUCUUUCGGCCAAGUGGCCCUCCACCAGCCGUAGAAGAGUCGAUCCAGAAUACGGUCCAGAAGCCAAGGAAAAGAAUUGUCCUCCGUCGGCCGGUGCCCCCAUCGGCCAGUGCCUCCAUCGGCCGGUGCCCCCGUCGGCCAGUGCCUCCAUCGGCCGGUGCCCCCGUCGGCUAGUGCCUCCGUCGGCCGGUGCCUCCAUCGGUCGGCGCCCCCGUCGGCCGGUGCCUCCAUCGGUCGGCGCCCCCGUCGGCCAAGCAACAGUCAGCUCAGAAUAUGGCCCAGGCAGCAAUCAGCUCGGAUGGUCCUCCGUCGGCCGUGUCUCCAUCAGCCAGGCGCCUCCGUCGGUCGGCGCCCCCGUUGGCCAAGCAACAGUCAGCCCAGAAUAUGGCCCAGGGAGCAAUCAGCUCGGAUGGUCCUCCAUCGGCCGUGUCUCCAUCGGCCAGGCGCAUCCUUCGGCCGAACCUCCUUCGGCCACAGAGAACUCCCAGAAUCGGAUUUCAUACUUAGUUAUUUUUACACUCUUUGUACUCGGCCCAGUAGUGGCCCAAUUGUAAAUGGGCCUCCUAAGCCCAAGAUUUGGGAGCCCGGCCCUAAUUUCCUCUAUAAAUACUCCCCUUGGGAGCCAUGUAAAGGGUUCAUAAUUCAUUAAUACAAAAUAAUUAUACUACUCUCUCUAGCUCUCACUUUUCUCUAGACUUAUAGUCUAUCAGUCAUUAUAAAAGUGUCACUGUAAGCCAGUUUUCUACUAGUGAUAUAAAUUGAAGUAUCAAUCCAUGAUUAUUUAAUUGAUUUACUGGAAUAUUAAUACAAGCCAUUGGCCGAGGAAUUGGCUGUGCGUGAAAUGUGUAAGCCUAGCAACAACUAAACAACUACUUGAUCAGGUAGUGGUUAUCUACAAGGAUUACCUAGAGUUUCUAAAUGAAUUAAUAAUUGAAAACAAAUAUGAAGUGUAUUAAUUUGGUACGUAUACUAUGCACAUACAAUAAGAUGGAACCCAACCACCCAGGUCGUUAGUAUCUCUUAACCAGUUCGUAUACCGUGGGAUCAUCUCACGGUGAUCAUGGUGCUCCACUUUCAAAACGACGUAACUUUACCCAAUUUUUUUUUAAAAAUAUCGCAUAAACAAUACACGCGUGAACAGUACACGCGUGUACAGUAACUGUUUUUUCUUUCUUUUUGUCCCAGUAGCAUGAAUGGUGUAACUCGCGAGUAAAGAUAUGUAACUUACGUUAUUGAUUAAUGUAACUCAAGUGCAUUCGAAAUGUAACUUGUCAAAUACAUAGUAUUAGAAAUACAAGCUUGAUUUCAAUGUAAACAAUGAAAGAAAAGAGUCUAAUUUCACAAUUGCUUUACGUAAAUUGUGAAUAUGUUUUAUUUUUAAUAUCAUUACCAUAAAAAAAAAUGUUUUUAAUUUUUUUUUUGUUUCAAUAGCAGAGGUUAAUUUUUUAAUGUAACUCAUGUUAUUACAAAUGUAACUCGUGUUGAUGACAAAUAUAACUUAGAUGUAUACAGAAUGUAACUUGUUGAAAAAUUGAACAUUUUUUGUGUGUGUGUGUUUAAGAAUAAUAUAUAUGUCAUAAACAUUGAUUUAAAUGAAAACAAUGAAAAGUUGAUCCUAAUAGCUUAAUUACUUUUUUUAAAUAGUGAAUAUGUUUUAUGUUUAAUAUUAGGGCUAUAAAAAUGAUAUAACAGAGGUUUUUUCCGUGGUGUAACUCACAUACACUAAGAUGUAACUCGCGUAUAUUAAGAUGUAACUCGUGUACAAUAAGAUGUAACUCGCGCGGAAGAAGAUAUAACUUCAUGAUAUGAUAUCAAAUGUAACUUCAAAAAUCAAAAUAAACAAACUCAAUGUCUUAAAAACCUCUAAAAAUAUAUAAAAGUGAUAAAAAAGUUAUAUUAUAGAAAAAGUUUCUCCAUAUAAAAUAUAACAAAAAAGUGUAUGAAUAUAAAAAGUAUAUUACAAAAAAGUAUAUGCAUAUAAAAAUUAAUACAAAAACAAAAAUAGUGUAUGAAUAUUAAUUGCAAUAUACUUAUUUUAUUUAGAUUAAUAAACUUUUUGUUAUGCAUUGUUAAAGAAUAAAAAAACAUAGAUUCAAUUAUAAUUUAAGAUGAAGAUAAAGAAAAGUAUGAUUGCCAUUAAAUUUUUAGUAUUUUAAUUUGAUGGAAAAAGAAAAGAAUUGAUGAACAAAAGAAAAAUAAAGAGAAAAGCAAUGGAAAAGGGAUUUACGUUAUUCCAAGAAGAAAGAAAAGAAAAAGAACUUGCCUAAAGUGAGAUCGACACACCAUGUGGAAGGUGGGCCGAUCCCACAGUAUAAUUUGCGUCUCUUAACAGUUUCCUAAGAGGCUAAGGCUGUCCGCAAUCCAUCCAUGAAAAAGCUUUAUUUACACUUUUCACUCCUAAAAAUGCUCAACCCAAUGUAUUGAGGAGGCUAAAAUGGAUUGGUGCUACCCUUGAAGUGGGAAUUAAAAAAAAUUCUUGAAGUGGGAAUUAAAGAGGAUAUUGACGGGGGAGAGAAGCUAGCUGGGGUGUUCACGUACGAAGAAAUAUGAGUGGACACAUUCAAAUUAUAAACCCCAAUUUUAUUUAGAGUAUUAUAGCUUUUUUAUUUUUAUUCAUCGUUUAUAAAUGAUAUAUCAAAAUUCAUAAUUUUUAAUUCUCUUUCAUAUGACACCAA